Messenger RNA from Cylicocyclus nassatus, 768 nucleotides. NCBI's taxonomy places the organism in Eukaryota, Metazoa, Nematoda, Chromadorea, Rhabditida, Strongylidae. The record is from the annotation of a GenBank genome assembly.
AUGGGCGAUGUGGUGGCAGUGAUACUUCGAGUAAUUACUAAAUUCGUGCCCAUAUUAGUUCUUCGCAAUCAUACUGGCGUGAUUCAAGUGGACAGGGACAGUUUCCCCUUGGCCACAUUGACAAAUGCUGCCGAAUGGUAUACCAACUAUGUAAUAAUUUUGUCAGCUUUGGUCUUUGGUGCAGAUCGGGCGGUGAUGGCGGUUUCGAUAAAAUCGUAUGCCUGGGCCGAUUCCAUCUAUGAUGCUAUUGACAUGCUGUUCGAAACACUGUUUUACGUGCCUGUAUUGUGCAUGUUGAAUGGAUUCACAAUGAUCAUGCUGUACAGUCAAUAUAACACCAUAAAAAAGCGGCACGAUCUGAAAUUCAACUUGGAGCAAUAUCGUCUUCCCACUGUGGAAGAAGUGUACAUCAGAUGCGGAGGUCCUGGACCAGUCGCUUUCCUUUCUUCCAAGCAAGAAAAGGAAAAGCGAGAGCACCGAAUGCUGCAGCGAUUAGACGUGGAGCUCUCAUUUGCAAUGAUUGCAAUCAUCGAUCAACAGAUUGACUUCUUUGCUGUGCUUUUUUACACACUCUACUGGGCUGGCUACUCUCAUUUUAUCGACAUCGAUGGAACGAUUUUUCUGGAAAGCUACAGCAUUCUCUUCGAGUUCGGAAACAUCAUAAGCCCUUACAUUCUGCUAUGUUUUUUCCCGGACAUACGAAGAGAAGUGUUUCGUCACAUCAGACCUCAUUGCAGAAGCCAUGAAGACGACGUUGAAGAGGGAUGA